GCGGAGGGUAAACAUUCGGCAGUCCCCGCGCUGUGAGGGAGGGACUGGGAGAGAGAGAGAGAGAGAGAGCGAGCGAGCGAGCGAGAGCUGUCAGGGAGAGCGAGCCGGUGGGGACGAGCCGCGCUGCUCUCCUCCCAGCACCACCCGGGCACGCUCUGCAAGCCUGGCAGCAGCCAACUUCCCCCACUGGAGUUAGUGUACCAAGGAGCCCCUAGAUGCACACACACAUACGCACACCUCUCUACCCAGGCUCUUCUCCUCCCGCAGCCCGCUGCUGGAAUUAACCACCAACCUUGCAAGGGAAGGAGAACCGUCUCUCCACCUCCCCCCUUUUUCUUUUCUUUUCUUGUCUUUUUUUUUUUUUAAACUGCCUAAAAAGGGGGCAGGGGGGAGGGAAGAUGUCUCACCCAGCCUGUGCCUCCAGCGAGAAGGCUCCAAAGGGACUUGCGUUUCAAAGGGGACAGAGCGCUCCUGCGAGAGCCCAACUUUGAGACAUGCAGCAGCAGCAUCCCCAGCACCGCCGCCGCCAGCCUCAGCCCAGGAAGUUUUCCUAGGACACCGACCAAACUUGGCAAGAGAGGAGGAGGAGGAGGAGGAGGAGGAGAGGCGAGAGGCAGGAGCCGAGCGGGGAGAGAGCGAAAAGAGGGAGCCCGAGAGAGAAAACCCACCCGCGCGCACAAAGCCUUCGAGGAGGAAGGGAAAGAAAAAGUUUCGCUCCGGCAGGGGAAGGCUGCGCGGGCGAGAUGUGCUCCUGAGGGAGUGACGGGGAGAAGGAGAAGGGGGCUCGCCGUUGUGUGUCCCCCCCCCCUCCCCUGUUUUUGAGCUUUGAUUUUUUUAUUAUUAUUAUUCUUAUUAUUUUGUCUUCCUGCAAAAAGAAGCCGCCGAGGCGUUAACAGGUGAACGGAGCUCACGGGAGAUCGGGGCCAAACGCCAACGAGGCUGGUGAGGAGGCGAGCCCCGGGUUCCUGCGGAGCAGCGCGAGUUCCCGGGAGAGGGUGUUGACAAAGGGAGCCGAAGAGCCCCCAGUUGUGCGGAUUGGUGGCACGCCAGCAGGCAGGGGGGGUGGGGGAGCGGAAUGGCCACCGCGGCUUCUAACCCUUACCUACCCAGCAACAGCAUCCUGUCCGCCGGCUCCAUCGUGCACUCGGACUCGGGAGGCGGGGGCAUGCAGCCGGGCAGCGUCGCCGUCACCUCGGUCUCCGGCGGCUACCGGGGCGACCCCUCCGUCAAAAUGGUCCAAAGUGACUUCAUGCAGGGAGCAAUGGCUGCUAGCAACGGCGGCCAUAUGCUGAGCCAUGCCCACCAGUGGGUGACAGCCCUGCCUCAUGCGGCCGCCGCUGCCGCCGCCGCCGCCGCCGCCGCCGUGGAAGCCGGCUCGCCCUGGUCCACCAGCCCGGUGGGGAUGAGCGGCAGCCCCCAGCAGCAGCAGCAGCAGCCCGAUGUGAAAGGCAACUCCGGCCGAGACGACCUGCACGGCGGCACGGCGCUGCACCACAGGCCACCCCACCUGGGUCCCCCACACCAGGGCCACCCGGGCGCUUGGGGGGCCACCACCGCCGCCCACCUCCCGUCCAUGGCCGGGGGACAGCAGCAGCAAUCGCUCAUCUAUUCCCAGCCGGGGGGGUUCACGGUGAACGGGAUGCUGAGCCCUCCCCCUGGCAGCCAGAGCUUAGUGCACCCGGGACUGGUGAGGGGAGACACGCCGGAGCUGGGGGAUCACCCCAGCCACCACCAUCACCACCACCACCAGCAUCAGCACCACCAGCAGCACCACGGCGGGGUCAACAGCCACGACCCCCACUCGGAUGAGGACACGCCAACCUCGGAUGACCUGGAGCAGUUCGCCAAGCAGUUCAAGCAGCGGCGGAUAAAGCUGGGCUUCACGCAGGCAGAUGUGGGCUUGGCCCUGGGCACCCUGUACGGGAACGUCUUCUCCCAGACCACCAUCUGCAGGUUUGAGGCUCUGCAGCUCAGCUUCAAGAACAUGUGCAAGCUUAAGCCUUUGUUGAACAAGUGGCUGGAGGAAGCCGACUCCUCCACGGGCAGCCCCACUAGCAUCGACAAGAUCGCAGCCCAGGGCAGGAAGAGGAAGAAGCGGACCUCCAUCGAGGUGAGUGUCAAGGGGGCCUUGGAGAGUCACUUUCUGAAAUGCCCCAAGCCCUCCGCCCAGGAGAUUACGAACCUAGCGGACAGUCUGCAGCUGGAAAAGGAGGUGGUCAGGGUUUGGUUUUGCAAUCGGAGGCAGAAAGAGAAAAGGAUGACCCCCCCGGGGAUCCAGCAGCAGACCCCCGACGAUGUCUACUCCCAGGUCGGCAACGUGAACUCCGACACGCCGCCCCCACACCAUGGACUGCAAACAAGUGUGCAGUGAGAGUCACAACAGUAAGGGAAAGGAAGAGAGGCGAGAAAGGGAAAGGGGGAGGGGGGACCGACAACAACACCACACACACAAAAAUCCAGAUUUGUUUCGACUAUCUAUCUAUAUAUAGAGUAUAUAUAUCUAUGUAUACAUAGAUAUAGAUAUCUAUAUGAAACGUUUGAAAAGGUCGAUCCGAGCGCUAACAUUUAUACUGUGGUUGGGAGGGGGUGGAGAUGCAUAAUGCACCAAAACUGCAGAUGUUUUUUUCUUUCUUUUCUUCUUCUUUUAUUUUUUUUUGUAAACAUUUCUAAAUUAUCCCCUAUUUCAGCGAUGAACAGCACCCACCCCUUCUCUCCCUUUACGCCCCCACCACCCAAAAAUGCCCCCCCCAAAAAAGGGCUCUCUUAUAUGAAUCAUGGAAACUUUUUUCUCUCACACACACUUUUCUUUUUUUAUGGGAGCAAUCCAAAACAAGGAAGCAAAAGCAAAAUCAUCUGCCUGGUCGGAGGGUGCCUGCUGCAUUCCGGGACCCUGUUUUUCUUGGCCAAACCACAUCAUUUUGGUGCAAGAUAUCCAUUGGGGGGAGGGGGGAUCCUGCAAAACGAAAAGGGUCACUUUCUCCGGGGAGGGGGGAGGGAAAUAUGCACACUGCACUAAACACAAGCAGACUGUAUAAGGAAGCAAAUAUAUAUAAACAAAAAUAUGGGAAUAAAUACCCGCAUACCGAAAGCUGGGGGGGGGGGGGAGGGAGGGAGAGGGACAAACAGCGUGAGAAAAAAAAGAGGAGAGAUUGUUGGUCCCUAAAGUUCGAGCUCUAUAAAAGGACUUUUCAUGAAUUAAGGGAAACAGCCAGAGAAAGGGAAAUAAUUUAGGGCUGUCAAAGUCGUGCUCCUGACGGCUGCCAAUCACCGUGGAAGAUUCCUUUAAAAAUCCACUGCUAAUAUUUUUUUUAUUAAUAUUUUUAUUUUUAUUUCGGGACUGAUUCAGAGAAAGGGAUUUAGAAGUACUGAGCAUCUGCAGCUGCACUUAUCUGAACUUCUCCUCUCCUAAAUCCGUUGCCAACUUUGAUUGAAUGGGUGCUGUGGAUGUGAUUAUAUAAUACUGCCAUUUCCAAGCAGUGUUUUUGGUAGGUUUUAAUAAACAGACUUUUCAAAAAGACGGCAAUAUAGAAUUGUUAGAUCCGUUGUUGAUCUAAAAAUAUUUGCUUUAUAUUUUCAUUAAAUGACUUCUUUUAAUAUUUUAUUCAGAAUACCUAUGAACUGCUGCAAAACGGUAAUUUAUUUUUCCCCAGAUCUUGUAUUACGUGUUUUUUUCAGACGAGCACAAAUCAAAAUGAAAUGAAAAUAUGGACAGUUGUUAGGUAAUAAGGGUAUCUUUUGAUGUGAUAAUUUGAUUGUAAUUUAAUUUGAGUAGUGAUUCCGUAAGAGCUGAUUGAGAAAAUAAAUUUGUUAGAAUGAAA
This is a messenger RNA of Caretta caretta (loggerhead turtle), 3818 nucleotides long. RefSeq names its product POU class 3 homeobox 3 (gene POU3F3). Gene Ontology annotation, biological process: regulation of transcription by RNA polymerase II; brain development. Gene Ontology annotation, cellular component: nucleus. Gene Ontology annotation, molecular function: DNA-binding transcription factor activity, RNA polymerase II-specific; RNA polymerase II cis-regulatory region sequence-specific DNA binding. NCBI's taxonomy places the organism in Eukaryota, Metazoa, Chordata, Testudines, Cheloniidae. The record is from RefSeq and is a predicted model, not a curated record.